CAUUGAUGUAUUUGAUUUACUUCUUUGCGGUGAUGGCGGGACGGCUGAAGAAAUCGAGCGAAGUUGGAGUUAAUGGCGGUGCACUUCAACUUCAUGGUGCUGCGCGAUCCGGUGAUUUGGAGGCUUUUCAAACUCUUUAUGCCUCCAACCCCACAUUAACAGUAUCUUUAAUCAACUCUCGCGACAACCAUUCUCGGACGCCCCUACAUUUGGCAGCUUGGUCAGGUCAGACAAAGGUAGUACAAUUCCUCUGUGAACACAAAGCUGAUGUUAGAGCAGCUGCAGUUGAUGACAUGGCAGCCAUUCAUUUUGCUUCACAGAAGGGGCAUUUGGAAAUUGUUCGGAUUCUCUUGAGAUCAGGAGCUUCUGUUAAUGCUUACACACGCAAGGGCAUGACAGCACUUCAUUGUGCUGUUCAGGGAGGUCAUUUAGAACUUGUGAAGUUUUUGAUACAAAAAGGUGCUAAUGUGAGUGCAGAGACCAAGGCUAGAAAGAAACCUAUAGAUCUUGCCAAAGAUGACCAAGUUCGUUCGGUUUUGACAACAUCCGGAGAAUUGUUAAAAGGUCAUAGGGGAACACAAAUUAACAAGCCACAUGGAGCUUCUGCAAGUAAUGAUACUGAAGGCAAGCAAAAUAAUCCCUUAAUAGAGAUGGAAGAAAUAUCAGGUGUUGCAAAGGAGGAUGGUGACAUUGAGAAAGGUGGCCACAGAGAAAGAGAAGAAGAAGAAACCAAAGCGCUUAUUGGUCCUCAGCCUAAAAAAGCAAAAGUUGCUCUAAGUCAUCUGGUUGAUGAUGAAACUCUUCUAGAAGAUGGCUAAAUAUAUCACGACAUUUACAUGAAACAGUGAUCUGUUGGGUAAACACAUGUAUGGCUCAGGUGCACAUAUACAAAAGGUAUUGCACCAUUUAGUGAGCUGUAAUGUAAUAAGUAUUGAAUCUUGAUUCCGAGGUAAAAUCUACUUUGGGUGUUACUUGAUGUGACUACUUGAACAUUGCUUUUAGAUUGCCUUAAUAACUUCCUGGGCAUUUUUUGUUUGGCACUUUUUUGUUGGUAUUUUUCUGAUAUUGUUCACA
Messenger RNA from Cryptomeria japonica (Japanese cedar), 1074 nucleotides. RefSeq lists its product as uncharacterized. The record is from RefSeq and is a predicted model, not a curated record. NCBI's taxonomy places the organism in Eukaryota, Viridiplantae, Streptophyta, Pinopsida, Cupressales, Cupressaceae. The transcript is spliced from 2 exons. Gene Ontology annotation, cellular component: nucleus. Gene Ontology annotation, molecular function: transcription cis-regulatory region binding; protein binding. Gene Ontology annotation, biological process: positive regulation of transcription by RNA polymerase II. Bases 6 to 818 code for a protein of 270 amino acids.